CAACACAAGUAACCUGCCCAAGCACAAAGUUCACAGCUGACUCUCCACCUUCUCAGUUCACAAAGCUGGACAGUCCCUAUUAACAGAGCGGGCCGGCUAAGGAUCUGAAUUCCAGGCAAUUUUCAACAUGGAUUCAAGUGAAUUCCGGAGGAGAGGGAAGGAGAUGGUGGAUUAUAUAGCUGACUAUCUGGAAGGCAUUGAGAGAUAUCCAGUGUACCCUGAUGUGGAACCUGGCUACCUUCAGCCCCUGCUCCCCACCGCUGCCCCCCAGGAACCAGAAACAUAUGAGGACAUAAUCAAAGACAUUGAGAAGAUAAUCAUGCCAGGGGUAACACACUGGCAGAGUCCCUAUUUCUUCGCCUACUUCCCCACGGCUUGCUCUUACCCAGCCAUGCUUGCAGACAUGCUGUGUGGGGCUAUCGGCUGCAUUGGCUUCUCCUGGGCUGCAAGCCCAGCGUGCACAGAGCUGGAGACAGUGAUGAUGGAUUGGCUGGGGAAGAUGCUGGAGCUGCCAGAGGCCUUUUUGGCUGGAAAAGCCGGUGAAGGGGGAGGAGUGAUCCAGGGAAGUGCCAGUGAAGCCACCUUGGUGGCCCUACUGGCUGCUCGGACUAAAGUGAUCCGCCAGAUGCAGGCAGUCUCCCCAGAAUUAACCCAAGCUGCUAUCAUGGAAAAGCUGGUGGCUUACACUUCAGAUCAGGCCCACUCCUCUGUAGAAAGAGCUGGAUUAAUUGGUGGAGUCAAAUUAAAAGCAAUUCCUUCGGAUGACAACUUUUCCUUGAGAGGUUCUGCCCUUCAGGAGGCCCUGGAGCAAGACAAGGCAGCUGGCCUGAUUCCAUUCCUUGUGGUUGCUACACUGGGAACCACAUCUUGCUGCUCUUUUGACAAUCUCCUAGAAGUGGGUCCCAUCUGCAACCAAGAGGGCAUAUGGCUGCACAUUGAUGCCGCGUAUGCGGGCAGUGCCUUUAUCUGUCCUGAGUUCCGGUAUCUUCUGAAUGGUGUGGAGUUUGCAGAUUCCUUCAACUUUAACCCCCACAAAUGGCUUUUGGUGAAUUUUGACUGCUCUGCCAUGUGGGUGAAAAGGAGAACCGACUUAACAGGAGCCUUUAAAAUGGACCCUGUUUAUCUGAAGCACAGUCAUCAGGAAUCCGGCCUCAUCACUGACUACAGGCACUGGCAGAUCCCACUAGGGCGGAGGUUUCGCUCUUUGAAAAUGUGGUUUGUUUUUAGAAUGUACGGAGUCAAGGGACUGCAGGCUUACAUCCGCAAGCAUGUGAAGCUGUCCCAUGAGUUUGAGUCUCUGGUACGCCAGGACCCUCGCUUUGAGAUCUGCACGGAAGUCAUUCUUGGGUUGGUCUGCUUCCGGCUAAAGGGCUCCAACCAGCUGAAUGAAACCCUCUUACAAAGAAUAAACAGUGCCAAAAAAAUCCACUUGGUUCCCUGUUGUCUCCGAGACAAGUUUGUGCUGCGCUUUGCUGUGUGUGCUCGCACUGUGGACUCUGCCCACGUGCAGCUGGCCUGGGAGCACAUCAGAGAGUUGGCAAGUGGUGUGCUAAAAGCGGAGAAGGAGUGAAAGCAGAGCUGCUUCAGAGAUUAAAAGUUAAAAAGAAGUACACCGAAAACUGGAAUGAGACAAAAAUAACCACCACCUUGUGUUCAUGAAAUCAUGCUUCUAUGUGGCCUUGUGUGUGUCUCCAAACUUAAUCAGAAACCUAUGAUUGACUUUUGGGUGACUUAUCAAUGAAGAAGUAUUUUCUGUAUUAUCGAGGGAGAAAUAUUUUUUGUGUGGAAAGCUAAUGUCAGUGGCUCUAGCUUUUGUUCUUUAUGUGGCUGUGAUUUUUGUUAAUAAAAUGUCUUUGUGCUUAUAAAGCCAUUGGUGGCAGGACAGGCUUAUAGAAAUAUUAUCCAGGGCAAUCUUUGGUCUUAACUUCAGAUUGUAUCUAUGGUUGUCUUCUGUGUGGCUAAAUGCUUAAUAAACAAUCAGUGUGCAAUAUUAA
Messenger RNA from Psammomys obesus (fat sand rat), 1994 nucleotides. It is a transcript of the gene Ddc, whose product is annotated as dopa decarboxylase. Gene Ontology annotation, molecular function: aromatic-L-amino-acid decarboxylase activity; pyridoxal phosphate binding. Gene Ontology annotation, biological process: catecholamine metabolic process; amino acid metabolic process; serotonin biosynthetic process. Bases 128 to 1570 code for a protein of 480 amino acids. Lineage: Eukaryota; Metazoa; Chordata; Mammalia; Rodentia; Muridae. The record is from RefSeq and is a predicted model, not a curated record. The transcript is spliced from 15 exons.